Messenger RNA from Drosophila busckii, 779 nucleotides. RefSeq names its product MICOS complex subunit MIC13 homolog QIL1 (gene QIL1). Lineage: Eukaryota; Metazoa; Arthropoda; Insecta; Diptera; Drosophilidae. Bases 128 to 499 code for a protein of 123 amino acids. The record is from RefSeq and is a predicted model, not a curated record. The transcript has 2 exons. Gene Ontology annotation, biological process: cristae formation. Gene Ontology annotation, cellular component: mitochondrial crista junction; MICOS complex.
GUUUUGCCAAUAAGCAGAGUUAUUUAUUGUUAUUUUUAAUAAACCAACGAUUAGCGACCGAACUUUUUAAAGUUUGGACUUAUAUUAGACGAAUAUACUCCCCUUCCGUAACUUUUAAGCACACAUCAUGGUUAUUGGUCUCUUGCUGCGCGGCGGUGCCGUGGUUGGUGCAGUCUACUAUACACGCAAAGCUGGCAUCUGGGGCAGCGCGGAGGAGACGGAUAAGCUGUACAACAAUAUAAAGGCGGAGCUGUGUCCAUAUGUGCAACAGGCGAAAAAGAAGCUGCCGUUUGAGGUGCCACAGCUGCCCAAGGCGGGCGAGAUGCGCUUCCUGGCCAAACACUACUACAACGAGGGCGUGAAGAACUCAUUCCGCUUCGUACAUAUGCUGCCCUGUUAUGCAGGCCGUGGCAUGAAGAAAGUGAAAGACACAUUCGAAGACUUUGCCAAGUCUCCAGCGCUUACGGCCGGCGACAAGGAGGCGACUGCCAGCAAAUAGACAAAGAAUUGUGCAGCUUUAACUGUUUAAUGGGACGAUGUUUUCAUGUUAGCUCAUAGUUAGUCUAUUCAAUACUAUGUUAAUGUAGCACUACUUCCCACAAAAACGAGAAACUGUCGAGCAGUGCUGCGAAAAGUCGAGCAAGUAGCAGUAGUUGCUAUAAAAAACUUACCUCUAUCCUUGGAAAACUUAAGAGUAUUGUACUCUAUAUUUGUAUAUUAGCAAUAAACUGAAUUAUGUUUUAAGCGUGAAAGCCGCCAUGAAAACUUACUAAGUAUCA